Molecule: messenger RNA, 854 nt
Organism: Seminavis robusta
Lineage: Eukaryota; Bacillariophyta; Bacillariophyceae; Naviculales; Naviculaceae
Source: the annotation of a GenBank genome assembly
UUCAUUUUUGUUCUGACUUCUUUUUCUUGGCUUCUUCAUUUCCGUUGGUUUUUGCUCUUUCAACACCUCCUGACCAUGACAUCCACAGCCAACAAGAGAGAAACGACUGUCAUUCCAGAUGAAGGCACAUCAAAUGUUGAUCCAGCGACUCGACUGUAUCCCCCCGAGUACGAGGGGCACUUGGGGAGCUUACUGAUCAGCCAUGAGGAAAUUGAUAGUCGAGUUCAAGAAUUGGCGCAAUGCAUUCAUGAAGAUUACAAAGGAACCAGACCUGUCAUGCUCUGCACACUCAAAGGGGCUUGUCCGUUCUACCAACACUUGCUGGACGCAUUGCAAGAUUUAAAGCAAGGAUACACCAUGGAAUUUUUACGUGCAUCAUCCUACGUGGGCGCUGCUACCAGUGGGAAUGUGACGCUUUUGGGCAGUGAACUCAACAAGGAGGAUCUCGAAAACCGACAUGUCAUUUUGGUGGAAGAUAUUGUCGAUACGGGAACCACACUUGCCAAUCUACUUCCUCUGUUGCAGAAAUUUGAACUCAAAUCAUUGGAGGUAUGCACGAUGCUGGAAAAACGGCUGGGCGACGAUAAAACACCGGCUGCCAAGGCCAAGUACGCUGGGUUCUCCAUUCCCAACAAAUUCGUUCUUGGCUUUGGGCUGGAUUACAAUGAACUGUACCGCGAUUUGAAGGAUAUUUGGGUCAUUUCGCAAGCUGGGAUUGAUUUUGAUGCCAAGUCCUUGGUGUAGAUGCUGUGCGGUGCUCCAUGGUUUGCACUACACACAAUUUUUAUCAAUAAUCAACUUCAACUGUUAUCUUUUGAAGUGCUCGGAUUAUUAGGAUCGGAGUUAAUCCAGUG